AUGUCGCAUCUUGUAGGACGCGAAUACGCCUUCGCUAUCCUACUGAGUAUUUUACCCGGCGCAUUUUGUCAUGUUACCGGAAAGUGCAGGUCUAGCUGUGAGGGUGCAUGUCUGCCCGCAGCAGUCAUUGCUGAUGAUCCUUUACACGGUCAUUAG
Molecule: messenger RNA, 156 nt
Organism: Parastagonospora nodorum SN15
Lineage: Eukaryota; Fungi; Ascomycota; Dothideomycetes; Pleosporales; Phaeosphaeriaceae
Exons: 2
Coding region: 1-156 (51 amino acids)
Source: RefSeq, a predicted model, not a curated record